This is a messenger RNA of Miscanthus lutarioriparius, 1317 nucleotides long. The record is from the annotation of a GenBank genome assembly. NCBI's taxonomy places the organism in Eukaryota, Viridiplantae, Streptophyta, Magnoliopsida, Poales, Poaceae.
AUGGGGAUCUCUCACCCUCUCUCCGACGAGUACGACGCCCUCCGCGGCGCCGUCCUCUCGCCGGAGACGACGCCUCCCUCGUCACCGCUCGCCCACCGCCACCUCCUGGAGCACGAGGUUACUCGGAUGGACACGCUCGCCGGCAUCGCCAUCAAGUAUGGCGUCGAGAUAUCUGACAUUAAGAGGGCAAACAGUUUGGUCACUGACAGCCAGAUGUUUGCACACAAAACGUUGCUCAUACCUCUACCAGGAAUGCCCAUGCCAUCCUCUGUCAACCUGAAUGCUUCUGGUCAAAGAACGAAAAGAGCACGUGCUCCAAACCAUCGGCAAAACAGAGAUGCUCUUGAUUCACUAGAUUCAUCCAAGUCUGGUCAGCAGGGGGCGUCACCUGCAAUGAGUACCCUGCAGAGAUACUAUGGCCUAACAUCCCAGAAAGGAAAUGCCAUGGAUCUCAGCACUGAAAUGUCUGUGUACCAUAAUAAGGGCGGCGGCUUCCAGAGUAACCUCAGCGAAACAUUGCUUAAUCCUUCCGCAGCUCCAGGCAUGAACGGUACUGACAGAAGAUGGAAUUAUGAAGCCCCAGCUAAUACUGGUUUUUCAGCAACGAAUGUUGCCAACAGGACCAAGGGAGAUGGGGCACCCAAGCCAAAGCAAGACGGUUCGGUACGGCGGCGACAGAAAGUGGAAGCGGAACCUAACACAACGGAUGCCCAGGAUGAUUUUCUAGCAGAUCCAAUUAAGGCGAUCAAGAGUCUGUUGCCACGGCCAAUUUCCAGUAUCCGUCUAAACAUGGAUGCAGGCAGCCCAUAUUCCAGCCAGAAGAGCGGCAUGUCGUUUCUUAACGGGUUCAAAUCUGUGACUGAGGCGGCCAUGGGCGGGCUCGGGAUGUGGGGGCGCACCCUCGAGAUGCGGCAGCGACGCGGGUCCGAGAUGCGGCAACUGAAUCCGUUUUGUCCCACCUCGCCGCGCUCUCCGCACUCGUAUACAGGUACAGCACACCUCCGCCCCAGGCUCCCAGCAUCCCUCCCCUGCAGUUUCAUGUUGAUAUUUAUGGAGAAUGUGAUCUCCUGUGUGAUGGUACAGGCACCUGAAGGUGAAGAUCUAAACUCCCUGCAACCCAAAGACCUGAUCAUGAUUGAGGAGGCACUUGAUAAAGGACUGACAAAUCUGAAUGGGAAACUGAAUAAGAUGAUGGAAGAUGAGAACAAAUUGAUGGCCUUUAAACUUGAAAACCCUUCACUUUCAGAUAUGCCAAUUUCAAUCUCACGGAACCUCUUCAGCCACUAUGGAGGUGAGUUAUUGCCUGUGUCGUUGUAG